Molecule: messenger RNA, 1022 nt
Organism: Parathielavia appendiculata
Lineage: Eukaryota; Fungi; Ascomycota; Sordariomycetes; Sordariales; Chaetomiaceae
Product: DUF1917-domain-containing protein
Exons: 6
Coding region: 219-956 (245 amino acids)
Source: RefSeq, a predicted model, not a curated record
UUAUUUAGCAGUUCUUUCGCACUUGCGAUAGCUGAAUCGCUCAGAAACGCUAUGAUUUUGAAGACCCUUGUUAGAGCCACACCAAGUCUUUUCAUCCAACUGAACACCAGCAAUAACGUCAUCCUUACAUUCAGACACGUCUCCUUGACUUAAUCUUGGUUCACAUCAGCGCCUAGAAGCCCAGAACUAGAGUCGCGAAGAUCCACAAACUUCCCAACAUGGACCCAGACUCAGACUCAGAUCUCUACGGCGACGAAGAGACCAUUUCAGACCUCAAAACCCGCGUCAACGAGUUCGACGCUGUCGCCUGGUGGGAAGAACACCCGAGUACCACCAAGCUCCUCCACAGGCAGCAAACCUCCCAGUCCCACACCCAACCCCUUCCCAUCAGCUUGCACAACCCAUACCAAGGCCUCCAGGGCGCCUGGCGGCUCUCCUCGGAAACCAUCCCGCAAUUUUCCGCCCGCCUCCCGCCCGCUAUAACCGACUGCAUCACCAGCACCAGCACCAGCACCACGACGACGACGACGACGACGACGGUCGAGGGGAGAUCGCCCGCGUCGCGCCAAAGAGACGUGGCCGAUGUGCGGAGGGAGACAAGCGACGAUUUGAAAGAGUUGGCCGCGAGUUGCAACGUCGUCGCGGGAAAGUGGAUGCUCUUUUCCGAGCCGGGGUACGUGAACGAGGUGUGGGGGAGAGUUGCGCGGUCGACGGCGGAGAACGAGCUUGGGAUCGAGGCCAGGGUCGAGACGAGGAAGGAUGAUGUGGCGAGGGUGUUGAAUCGGAUGAAGGGGCUGGAGUUGGUGAGGCCUGGAGGGAGGCAGAUCUAUUACGAGUCAGAUGCUUGGACUGAACUUGGCAUCUAUGGAGGGAAUAGCUGUGGGAUUGGGGCGUCAACGUAUUCAUCGAAUGAGAUAUUCAGGUACAUCAUGACAGCUGCGUCACGGCGUUCAUGAUGUUUGGUCACCACCUAGUGCUGGAGCUUGACCACUUGAUGGCACUCAAGUCAGGCGAUGUUGAUA